Molecule: messenger RNA, 5424 nt
Organism: Acanthochromis polyacanthus (spiny chromis)
Lineage: Eukaryota; Metazoa; Chordata; Actinopteri; Pomacentridae
Gene: xxylt1
Product: xyloside xylosyltransferase 1
Exons: 1
Molecular function (GO): UDP-xylosyltransferase activity
Source: RefSeq, a predicted model, not a curated record
CCUGACCUCCAUCUGUGUUGUCGUCCCCUCAGACAUACGUUCUGGCAGUACCGGAAGGAGAACCCUCAGACCCGGGUGGGAGAUCCUCCUCCGGACGGCCUGCCAGGCUUCAACAGCGGCGUCAUGCUGCUGGACCUGGGGGCCAUGAGGGCCUCGGCUCUGUACAACCGGCUGCUGGAGCCCGACAACGUGGCCCAGCUGGCCGACCAGUACCGCUUCAGGGGCCACUUGGGCGACCAGGACUUCUUCACCAUGAUCGGCAUGGAGCAUCCGGAGCUCUUCUACCUGCUGGGCUGCGGCUGGAACCGACAGCUGUGCACCUGGUGGAGGGACCAUGGCUACAGAGACGUCUUCCAGAUGUACUACCGCUGUGACGGACCCGUUUACAUCUACCACGGGAACUGCAACUCCCCCAUCCCAGACGACUGAGCUCAGAAUCUGAGCUGGAGAGGAUUAGAGCUGCUCACUGGGAGUACUGGACCUGAAUGGAGACGCGUCUGAAGCUCAAAUAGAGGAGUAACAAUGGUCUGAGCCUGGACCUGCAGAGAAGAUGGACCUCCAUCAUUUCUAAUCAUCUCGCCCUGGAUUCAUAAGAGACAUUUUCAGAGGAAAAACAGUUUCAGACAUCAGUGGUUCUUCCUAAUGAGACGUUUGAUGGACCAGUUUCUGCUGUUCAACUCAGCAUCAUCAGGAGAAAACAAUUUCUUCUUUUUAUGCAAAAUUUCAAACUCAUUUCAUGUCUUCAGUGUGUCUAAGAGACACUUCAUGUCCUUUAAAGCCGAUUUAAUGUGAUCUCUUUCUUAAAUUAAGCCAAAUAUCUGAAACCCUAGAGGACCCAGGAUGCUGCCCUGAGGGACGCCACAAGCAAACCAUUAAAGAACUAACUACUGAAACAAUGAGAGGUUGUUGUUAGUUUUGAUGGUGUUUUAGUUGACUGCAGACGCUGCCCCUUGCUGGUCGAGGGGCUCCUGAAGGGCCCCAACAUAAAAUAUAUCACAAUACACAGCGUUUAUCUGGGUUAUUUUAGAAUAUUAAAGCUGAAAACUGUUUCUGGAUCAGUGGCGGUUUGUUACUUCAGGUACUAAUAAGAUGAUGCUGAUAAUCAGAGGAACGCUGAACGGUCGUUUCUGAUAAAUAAGGACAGUGUCUGUAUGAAAGCAGCCUCAUAGAUCAGUUCAUAUAACAUAAACUAAAUCUGACCAUCCUUGAUUCGUUUUUGUUCAAUAAUUUUACUGUAUUUAAUGAGGUCGUGUAAAAACAUCAGCAUCAUCUUCAUGGACUGAUCCACUGUUGAUCUCAGUGUUUGUACAUGAACAGAGUUUCAUUUGAUGAGAAUCUAAAAGAUGAGUCUUAAUUAAACCACAUAGUGUCAGAGUCUGUAUCUUAAUUUAAAAUAAAAGGGAAUGGAAUCACUAACAGAUGUUGAAAUAUCUGGAGUAAAGAUAGAUUCAGUAGAUGGAAGAACUAAAGUUUUAUUCAUUUUCAUGACGGAACAUCAUUUCCUCUCAUUUAAGGUUCUUGGACAUUCUAAACCAGCAGCACAGAGCUCUGAUGAAGACUCUAGGUGUAGAUCUGAAUGUGUCCAAAGCUGAAGACUAAGUUUUACGUCCUCACCAGAGACGAAAAGUUCUAAACAGCAGAAAGAAUCACUGAUGUGAUAAAUCAAGAAACCAAGAAGUUUUAAAACCGCUCCAGAACUUCCAUCUUGUCGUCUUCAAACAUCUCUGAGGAUCUUGUCUGUUUGCUUCGUGUAGGAUUAGGCGAUAUGGCCAAAAAAUAAAAUCUCAAUUUUUUUUAUUCAUCUUGGACGAUUACGACUUUAAUCCAUUUUUGUUGUUUCUUUGCAGUGUGUUUGCUAUGGCUAGUGUUAGCCAUGCUGCACUCCCGUAGCUGCCAGCACUCUUCCCAUUCUUUAGGAUGCCUCUGUCCGAGGUGCUGAAAGAGGUUAGUUGUGCUGCUACUCUUCGUUUUCACAGUACUUUUGCAAACCUUGCACAUGACUGUAGUUUGCUCUGUGUCAGUCUUGUCAAAGCGGAACCACUUCCAUAUAAUCGAUGUAACAUGAGGCCCUUUUCUCGCGACCAACUCUCCGUCUGCUGUUCUGUCCGCCAUGACGGGGGUGUGAGUGUUUUGCCGGAAGGAGAUGAGAGGCGGAAGCAAACGCCAGUGCACAAGUCGUGAAAGGCAGAAGAAGAAUCUAUAUUGUUAUAUAUUUAAGCUUACCUCGAUUUUAAGAUUUGGCAAAUUUUCAAAUCGUCAGGUUUUAAAAAGGUGAAUUAAUUCGAUUUAUCACCCAACCCCAGCUUUGAGUGACCAUCUGGAUAAAAAACUGAUCUUCUCCACGUCUCAGUUCUCUUCAGACUGCAUCAGGUUGUCCUCCAGGAUUUCAUUUACCCUCUACCUUUACCAGGCUUCCAGGACAUGCUGCUAAGGAACAUCAUGAUGCUGCCUCCACCAUGCUUCACAGUAGGGAUGGUGUGUUUGUGAUGAUGUUCAGUGUUUGGUGUCCAUCAAAUAUAUCAUCUAGUCUGAUGGACAUAAAGCUCCAUCCUGUUCUCCUCAGACCAAAGAACCUUCUUCCAGGUGUCUUCAGAGUCCCCACAUGUCUUCUGGUGAACUCUAGUCCAGAUUUAAUUGGAGCUUUUUCCAUCAGAGUCUUUCUCUUUGUCUCCAUGAAGCUCUGACUGAUGAACAGACAACAGUUGUUGGAUGAACAGUCUGAAGCUGGAACUCCUUCAGAGGAGUCAUAGAGUCUUGGUGGCCUCCCUCUCUCGUCUCUUUCUCCUUCAGAGGAGUCAUAGAGUCUUUGUGGCCUCCCUCUCUGGUCUCUUUCUCCUUCAGAGGAGUCAUAGAGUCUUGGUGGCCUCCCUCUCUAGUCUCUUUCUCCUUCAGAGGAGUCAUAGAGUCUUGGUGGCCUCCCUCUCUAGUCUCUUUCUCCUUCAGAGGAGUCAUAGAGUCUUUGUGGCCUCCCUCUCUCGUCUCUUUCUCCUUCAGAGGAGUCAUAGAGUCUUGGUGGCCUCCUUCUCUAGUCUCUUUCUCCUUCAGAUGAGUCAUAGAGUCUUGGUGGCCUCCCUCUCUCGUCUCUUUCUCCUUCAGAGGAGUCAUAGAGUCUUGGUGGCCUCCUUCUCUAGUCUCUUUCUCCUUCAGAGGAGUCAUAGAGUCUUGGUGGCCUCCUUCUCUAGUCUCUUUCUCCUUCAGAUGAGUCAUAGAGUCUUGGUGGCCUCCCUCUCUAGUCUCUUUCUCCUUCAGAGGAGUCAUAGAGUCUUGGUGGCCUCCCUCUCUAGUCUCUUUCUCCUUCAGAGGAGUCAUAGAGUCUUUGUGGCCUCCCUCUCUAGUCUCUUUCUCCUUCAGAGGAGUCAUAGGGUCUUGGUGGCCUCCCUCUCUGGUCUCUCAGUCUUUGAGGACGUCUUUCUCUAGUCAGAUCUAUUCAUGUUCCAUUUUCCCUCCAUGUCAUUUUUUUUCUUUCUCUCCAGCAGCUCUAACUUCCCGUCCUGACUUCCCUCUGCUUCUUCAGCAGGUCAGAGUUCAUCUGGCGUCUUUACUUCCCACCAGAGGACUCCACGUAGCUCCUUUCAAACGUCGUCUUUCAGGUAGAGAGAAGAAAAUCUCCGUCUAAGAUGUGACCGGGAGGCUGUGAGGCUGAACUCUCAGAGACGAUGACCUACUUCUGAGUUUUCUUGCUGCUUUCACUGAACUGAUUCACAGAAAUGUCGACACUCAGUAUUCAUCAGUCAGGAAUCUUCUGAUGUUCUCUGAAACAGUGAGUCAGACCGAGGCUGCAGGACUCAGGAACAAACGUUUCUCCAUCAAUGAGCUUCCUUUGAAUUUACCUCCAAGCCAUUCAGAAGAACAGAUCUGCAGCUCUGAAGGAGAAUGAGUCAUAAAAAACCACCUCCUGAUUGUACUUUAUAUCCAGACGUUCUCUGAGUUAACCGGAUCAACAGAACCUGAAGCUCCAGUUAGAAGACGAGAACCAGACGGUGGAUUUUCACUUCCUUCAGACUCUGAGCCAUAAAAACCAUCAUGUGACUCUUCUUCCAUAUGAAUCUGACCAAUCGUGUGCAGUCAGAGGUUCUACUGGUUCUACUGGUCCCACAUGUAGGUUCCAUAGAUUCUACUGGUUCUACAGGUUCUAGUGGUUCUAUAAGUUCUUCUGGUUCUACGUGUAGGUUCUGGUGGUCCCACAUGUAGUUUCCAUAGAUUCUGCUGGUUCUAAAGGUUCUGUAGGUCCUACAUGUAGGUUCAUUACCUGCACAACUUCAUUCAGAAGAAUUACUACAAGAGUUUGUUAAAAACGCUUCUUCCAGCUGAUUCAAAUCCUAAAAUCUGAACAGAACCUCCUCCAGACCAGGUUACCAUGGUAACCUAGCCGUGCAGCAUCGGAUACCAUGGUAAUCUAGUUGUUCCUAUCGGUUGCCAUGGUGCUCUAGCUGUUCCUAUCGGUUACCAUGGUGAUCUAGCUGUUCCUACCGGUUACCAUGGUGAUCUAGCUGUUCCUAUCGGUUACCAUGGUGAUCUAGCUGUUCCUAUCGGUUACCAUGGUGAUCAAGAUGUUCCUACCGGUUACCAUGGUGAUCUAGCUGUUCCUACCGGUUACCAUGGUGAUCUAACUGUUCCUACCGGUUACCAUGGUAAUCCAGGAGUCAAAAUGGAGCCUUUUUCAUGACAUUAGAAAGUAAACAUACCAUAAUAAGACAUCCAUACCUUCAUGUUCCGUCUCUCUGUUCUUCAGGUCUAAAUCUUCUUCUUCUUAGCUGCAGUGAAUAAAUCUGUAAAAUCCAUCAACUGUACGACAACGCUGUCAGAAAACCAACAACAGGAUCGACUGUAGUGUAAUUUAAUAUAAUAAAAAUAUAACAUGAUAUAAUUAUACAAUAUAAUAUACAGUCCCUCCAGGAAUUUGCGAUGUUGCGAAGAAGCUUAAAACAUCGCAACUUUCAUCGCAAUUUUUUUAGAAAAGCUGCCGCGAAUUCAGGCAUUUUUGGCCGCAACAAUCACGAAAAACGCCCGUGAAAUCCUGGAGGGACUGAAUAUAGUAUAAUCUAUAAUAAUAUAAUCUAGUCUUUCUGCUGAGUUUAGUCCUAAACUUUAAUGUGAACGUCGGCGUUCAGCAGCUGAAGGGUUCAAACUUGGUGUCUUUGUUUUAAAACCAGUUUAUCUUCAGUUCAUUCCAGUGUUCCAGCAGCUUCAGGUUUUCUUCCAAACAGUGAAAAACUUCUUCCUGUUUGUUUAGUUCUUCAGAUUUCUUCCUGCUCGGUUUCUUUAAAGGGCUUCAAACAGACGAUAGAAUCAUUCAGGAGAUGAUUCUCUGUUCACAUGAUUUUACCCACAGAAACGUAGAAACUGUCUUUGUUUUUAAUCUGAAAUGUUCCGUUUGUUUUCACUUUUUCUGAAUAAAUGAUGUGAUCACAUUCUAUUAGAGAA